AGUCAGGGUAGUAGUAAGGAGGUACGAGUUUUGAGGGACAAUUAUUCUUUAGUUCAGUCGGUGGUGUUUAAUUGUUUGUUGCUAGUUAAAUUUUUGUCAAGCUAAAGCACUAUCCUCAUCUCAUGAAGGUAUUUAUCCCUAUGUGGAUUCCAAGCGUUUAAUAGAGUUGCAAAAACAAAUACCGCCGUAUCAUAAUUGUAUUAAUACUCUUAUGUGUGAUCAGUGUAUUGAUAUACAAAUCCUUUUAUCCCUACAAUGUGCACUGACAAAAAGUUGUAGUCAGAUCAUCCGAAUCAUCAUUUGCACUGGGUUUUAGAAUUGUGAUGCGCUUCGAAAUAUAUGAAUACGUUCAUCUUCUAAGUAUCCUUUCACACACUUUCCUGGGAACUGUCAGUUAUGUGCGUUUGUGUUUUUUACUGCUCAUUUCACACCGUGUACUGCAGUUGAAGCAGUAUCAAAGCACCACAUUACCUCUUAAAGUUGGUUUUUCCUGCUAAGAUACUAUUUGGUCUGUAAAAUUUAAUUGAUAUAAAACCACCGUGUGAUCAUUACAUAUUCAUUUGACUAUUUGUUAUUAAGGUUGCAUUUCCGUCUAUCACUACACACUUCUCAAAUAUACGUAUCUCCUAAAAAUGUCUAUUAACCAACUGUCAUAUUACCACCACCCUAGUAAGAUUAUUCACGUCGUACAUAGUGUUGGACACUAACGGUUUAGUAGAUGGGUAAGUAAGUUCCUUCAAUAUAUGGAGAAUUCCUCACAUGCUGAGUUAUUCAAUGAAACAAAAAGCCUGUAUAUUAACCACUACAAGUAUUAUAUUGGUCUCCUUUUGUUCCCUUUUGUAAAAAUGAUUUAGGUGAAGUGUUACUGCCAACCCCCUCACUUUUCAGAACAACCUGGGAAGUUAAUUGGCACUAACCACCAUUCGGGUCUCACACCAGUGAUGUACACAUUACUGCGGGGGUUGUGGCAAUAUAUAUCACAAAGGGAUGAGUUUUCUGUUCUCAUACUAGGUUUGGAUGGCGCUGGAAAAACAACUUAUUUAGAACAAGCUAAAAUAAAUUUUGUUCCAAAUUAUAAAUCUAUCCCAAUUCAGAAAAUCACUACUACUGUUGGUCUAAAUAUUGGAUACAUUGAGGUUGAUGGGAUCCGGCUUAAAUUUUGGGAUCUCGGCGGUCAAGAAGAGCUUCAAUCGUUGUGGGAUAAGUACUAUGCUGAAUCGAACGGUGUUAUUUAUGUCGUUGACUCUGCAGAUAGCGAUCGUUUUGAUGAGUCUAAAGAUGCAUUUGAUAAGAUGAUUAGAAACCCUGUACUGGAAGGUGUCCCGUUACUGGUUCUAGCUAACAAGCAAGAUAUGCAGAGUGCAUUCCAUUUGUCUGAAAUAAACAAAGUUUUCUACGACAGUCUACGUCUUGUUGGGCAACGUCAAUGCACAUUUCAUGGUGUCAGUGCACUUAACGGGGAGGGAAUAAACAGCAGUAUCAAGUGGAUUGCUGAUAAGGUUAAAGGUAACGCUAAAGAAAGGCCACCAAAACAACUUGAAAUCCCGUAACGUGUCUCCGUAAAACUUUUUUUGUUCAUAUAGUACUCAAAGGAUUCUGCGGUACUACAUACUUUUAUUUAACAUCUUUUGGCAGGUUUAAUAGUAAAUGCAUGUAAAUCUGUAUCAUAAAAAAUAUGACGAAAAUGUAUAUUAACUUAGGUUUUCUUUCAUUGUACAACAAGAUGCUUUCAGUAGUUGUAA
Molecule: messenger RNA, 1742 nt
Organism: Schistosoma intercalatum
Lineage: Eukaryota; Metazoa; Platyhelminthes; Trematoda; Strigeidida; Schistosomatidae
Source: the annotation of a GenBank genome assembly